CUCCCACCAAAUACCGUUUAAUUACAAAUCACAAAUCGAUCAAACAAAAACAUCAUUAAUUUGCAACUUCGACUUUCUCAGUCGCGCGAAGAGAGAGCGGAAGGAUAGGGAGUUAGGGACAAUGAAGGCAACAAAGAGACCAAUCCACGCGGUGUCGACAUGGGUCCGGCGGCAACCAACGAAGAUCAAGGCAUUCUUGGCGUUAAUGUCAGGAAUUGCUGUUCUGGUGUCUCUUCGAUUGAUCGUUGAAGAUCACGACAACCUCUUUGUAGCUGCCGAGGCUGUUCACGCCAUUGGAAUCUCCGUCCUCAUCUUCAAGCUCAUGAAGGAGAAGACUUGUGCUGGACUUUCACUCAAAUCACAGGAACUAACAGCUAUGUUUUUAGCUGUUAGACUCUAUUGCAGCUUUGUCAUGGAAUAUGAUAUACAUACAUUACUUGACUCAGCUACACUGGCAACAACCUUGUGGGUUAUAUAUAUGAUUCGUUUUAAGCUGCGGUCCAGUUACAUGGAUGACAAAGACAACCUUGCAAUUUACUAUGUGGUGAUACCUUGUGCUCUUCUGUCUUUAGUUAUUCAUCCAACCACCCAGCAUAACAUAGUUAACAGGAUCUGCUGGGGUUUCUGUGUCUAUCUGGAAGCUGUUUCAGUACUCCCUCAGCUACGGGUCAUGCAGAAUACAAAGAUUGUUGAACCAUUCACGGCGCAUUAUGUGUUUGCACUUGGAGUUGCUAGGUUUUUGAGCUGUGCGCAUUGGGUCCUUCAGGUGUUGGAUACUCGAGGACGCCUAUUGACUGCCCUGGGUUAUGGAUUGUGGCCUUCCAUGGUUCUCCUGUCAGAAGUUGUCCAGACAUUCAUUCUUGCGGAUUUUUGUUACUAUUACGUCAAGAGCCUUGUCGGCGGACAACUUGUUCUGCGUCUUCCCUCCGGAGUCGUAUGAGUUCAAUUCACAGAGGUUGGAAGUAGAAGAUUGGCGAUGUAGCAUUCACAACUUCCACAAGUAAAUGGAAAUCUGGGAAUGUAAACUGCCUUUCCUCCUCUAAGCAAAAUUGUUUGUACACUCAUUUUCUUUUCUUGUAGCUUAUUAUAGAGAGUCCUGCUUAGUAAGUGGACCUUGAAGUUGGCAUUGGUUAAAUUUUGACAUAUAAUUUGAUGGAGUUAUUAUGUUAAGAAAAAUUAGUGCUGCAUUUUCUUUAA
Messenger RNA from Tripterygium wilfordii, 1197 nucleotides. Its product is annotated as ER lumen protein-retaining receptor erd-2.2-like. Lineage: Eukaryota; Viridiplantae; Streptophyta; Magnoliopsida; Celastrales; Celastraceae. The record is from RefSeq and is a predicted model, not a curated record. The transcript has 6 exons. Bases 122 to 940 code for a protein of 272 amino acids. Gene Ontology annotation, cellular component: membrane. Gene Ontology annotation, molecular function: ER lumen protein retrieval receptor activity. Gene Ontology annotation, biological process: protein retention in ER lumen.